Molecule: messenger RNA, 1927 nt
Organism: Lactuca sativa (garden lettuce)
Lineage: Eukaryota; Viridiplantae; Streptophyta; Magnoliopsida; Asterales; Asteraceae
Product: E3 ubiquitin protein ligase DRIP2
Molecular function (GO): ubiquitin-protein transferase activity
Source: RefSeq, a predicted model, not a curated record
AGUGUUCGGUCCAUGCCAUUUUACAAUUACGAAACCCACCCUUCUCUCUCUACUCUCUCUCUCUAAAACUCUCGAUUUCGACUCCCAGACAGAUGAUCUAGCGACGCCUCUUGUCCAAAUUCAUCACCAACCCACGUCGUUUCUUCGCAAAUCAUUCAUACCCACCUCCUUAAUCUUCAAAUCGUAUCUUCAUAGAUCGAGGGCAAAUUACCUACGUAAAUUCAAUGUGUUUCCCCAAACGGUGUUGCUAACAUGCACCUCCUUUAGGAACUACGUGCGUGAGGCCAUUUGUGUUUGUGUGUGGUGUGUUUACGAAGAGGGCUGCUUGGGCUUUGUUGGUGAAUUGCUUGGUGGUGUUGUGUGAAGAUGUCAAAUACUCAGGUGGUGAAAUUACGAAGAGAAUCGGUAGCGGCAUGCAUGACAUGCCCUAUCUGCAAUAAGCUCUUUCGAGAUGCCACUACUAUCCCCGAAUGCCUUCAUACGUUCUGCAGGAAAUGUAUUCAUAAGAAGCUCACAGAUGAUGAGCUUGAAUGUUGUCCAAUAUGCAAUAUUGAUCUGGGAUGUGUGCCUUUAGAGAAACUGAGGCCAGAUCAUAGUUUGCAAGAUGUCAGAGGGAAAAUAUUUCCCUCAAAAAGAAGAAGGGUAAAGGCUCCUGAAGUUGUGCCUUCAGUUACAUUACCAUUAAGAAGAAAAGAAAGAUCACUCUCAUCACUUGUAGUCAGCACUCCUAGAGUGUCAACACAAACUACAAUGACUGGCAAAAGGUCAAAAGUACCCUCAAGAAAGAAACCACGUGGGUCCUCUUUCUCUAUUGAGAAAUCUGUCAAGAAAGAAGAAAACUCCAUGGAUGAUCACCAAGAUAGCUCGAGUUCUCGUGAGAUUUCAAACAAAUUCACACAGAACAAUAAUUCUUCACCAUCGAGUGCCCCUUCACCUGAUAAAGAAACAAAGAAUGGGAAGGUUGAUAUGUGGAAACCUUUGAAUUAUUUGGUGGAAGUGGCAAAUAGGAGUAAAUCUUCUAAGUUUACUUCACAAGGGUCUAGUGUGAAAUCAGAACCACAAAAUACCCCAAAGAGUGAAGGGCAAUUGCGUAAACUUAAAGGAAAAGAUCAACUGAAGCGAUCAAAAUUUCAAGAUGAGAAUGGGAGGUCUGAUGUGGAUGUUACAGAAUCUGCAAAACCCAAAAAGAUAAGAAAAAAACGCAAAAACAAUGCAGGUAAUGCCACUGUAAUGGAUGCUGAUGCUAAUAAUGCUGCAAUGGAGAAAAGAAUAAGUCCUAUUUGGUUCCAUUUGGUGCCUUCUCAACAACAGGAAGGUGAACCAUUGGGCCAGAUAGAAGGAAGUUUUGUCAGACUAAAGGAUGCAAACAUACCUGUUUCAAUUAUCCAGAAGUUUGUUAUGAGCAAACUGAAACUCGCAAGUGAACAUGAGGUUGAGCUCAGAUGCAUGGGUCAACCACUGGUGCCAACGUUGCUGCUAGGUAAUCUCAUGGAGCUGUGGCUACAGACACAGCCAACUUCACAGACACUUUCCGUCAUAAUCGGCUCAUCAGCUAAGGAAUACAUGAUGGAGAUAUCGUAUGCUAGAAAGAUUUCCACCCCGAUUCCGAUUCCGACCCCGGUUCCAAUUCCAGUUCCGGCUCCAGCUCCGACUCCGACUCCGACUCCGGCACCGGCACCAGUGACUUGACAGCUAUGCCCUCCUUUGGUUUCCGCAUAGUAUAAGAAAUGGAAGGACAAGAAGCUGAGAUGUUCUAGUUUUAUAGUUUAUGUAUGAGACAAUAUGACUAAUUAUAAAGUCUUAACUUACUAUAUAGUUGUAGGUUUGUGGUUUUUUUUACUACAUAUGUUGGUGAAUUUUCAAAUGUUGUCACCUUUGAACCCUCAACUUUUUAUUAGUUCGUAACUAUUGCUAGUAUUUCUGCCUU